CUCUGGGAAGGUGAAGCGGUUAAGGUCGGUUCCGCCGCCGGUUCGUCCGAUUCUCUUUAGUGUUUGCCGUGUGUCGGCAGCGGGAAGCGGCUCCUCUUUCUUGCUUCGUGAGCGAAUGGAUUGACUCGUUUCUUCAGAAAUUCGGCUUCAAGCUCGCUUUUUUGAAGAAAGGAGAGAUCCUGCUACUGCAUAUUUCUGAUCUUAACCAGCACCUCUGCAAUCUUCCUAUAAAUCUAAUCUAAGUUAAUGAGUUGGAAGUGUGAAAUGUCUCAAAUUCAGGUUCAUAACUCAUCCUCCAGUCUAUCGCAACCUCUUAUGGGUAGUAGUGUUGGUCAGAGCAUUCCUUCUGGUAUUGGUCCUCUGCCAUCAGAAAAUGCUAGUAGGCCCAUUCAAAGCUCCGCUUUACCUUCCAUGUCUGCCACUUCCACCACCGCAGCUGCAGUUCCUUCAAACAUGGCAAACCCCAAAGAGAAAACCCCUAUGUGUCUUGUGAAUGAGUUAGCCCGUUUCAACAAGAUUCAGCCAGAAUACAAAUUGUUAAAUGAACUUGGUCCAGCUCACGCAAAGGUUUUUACAGUGCAGCUGACACUUGGUGACCAACACUGGGAAGCUGAGGGAAGCAGCAUUAAGAAGGCUCAACAUGCUGCAGCUGCAAAGGCCUUAAUGGAAACCAAUCUCCCAAAACCACCACCUCGUCCCCCACGUAAUGAUUCAAAAAAUCCUGACAGUGUAACUCCAACAGUAGAACUGAAUGCCUUGUGUAUGAAAAUGGGAAAGAAACCAACCUAUAGACCAAUUGAUCCUUAUCCUGGAUUAAGGCCAACCUACAAUAUGCUGAGAAAUAAUGCUUAUCCUCAAAGGUAUUUUUACCCUUUUCCCCCUGUUGGACCAGUCACUUACCAAGUUGAGCUUGUAAUUGGAAAUCAGCAAUUCCAGGGAAAGGGAAGAUCAAGGCAGGCUGCUAAACAUGAUGCGGCUGCCAAAGCACUCAAAACCUUGCAAAAUGAAACCCUGCCAUCCAAAUUACCAACUAUCAAUGGAAAAGAAACAGAUGAUGAUGAUCUCAAUAAAUCUGAAAUAAGCCAAGUAUUUGAGAUUGCACUGAAAAGAAAUAUGCCUGUGAACUUUGAAGUAAUAAAAGAAAGUGGCCCACCACAUAUGAAAAGCUUUGUUACUAAAGUAAUGGUUGGAGAGUUUUCAGCUGAAGGAGAGGGGAAGAGCAAGAAAAUUUCGAAGAAAGCUGCUGCAAUAGCUGUUUUGGAGGAACUGAAAAAACUUCCACAGCUUCCAACAGUAGAAAAAGUGAAACCACGCAUAAAAAAGAAAACCAAGUCAAUAGUGAAGCUACAGACAAGUCCAGAGUAUGGGCAAGGAAUGAAUCCCAUCAGCCGUCUAGCUCAAAUUCAGCAAGCAAAAAAAGAAAAGGAGCCUGAAUAUACAUUAAUGGUAGAACGAGGCCUUCCUCGCCUCAGAGAGUUUGUUAUGCGGGUUAAAGUUGGUGGUCAAGUAGGAGAGGGAAUGGGCCCAAAUAAGAAAGUUGCCAAGCGAAACGCAGCUGAGAAGAUGCUGGAACUUUUAGGUUUCAAAGUUCCUCAGCCUCAGCCACCUAAACCAGCUUUGAAAACUGAAGAAAAGCCAACUGUGAAAGAAUCUGUGAAAGGGCGUAAAGUGACGUUUUUCGAGCCUGGUUCCUCCAUAGAAGAUACAGCCACAGUUAAAGAUGGUAGCAUGCGCUUGGAAGAUGAAUUUCGAAUGCCUUAUCCCAGCCACCAACAACUGCCUGCUGGAAUCCUUCCUAUGGUUCCUGAGGUAGCCCAGGCUGUUGGAGUCAAUCAAGGGCAUCAUACCAAAGAUUUCAACAGGCCUGCAGCAAAUCCAGCUAUGGCCACUUUCACUGCAAUGAUAGCAAGAGAACUCCUAUAUAGUGGGACAUCUUUAACUGCAGAAACUAUUUUGAAAAAUAAUCCUGCAGCUCGCAAGCCACAAAGCACCCUUACCAGACCUUCAGAGCAAUUGGAAUUUUUGGCUACUGUUCAAGCAUUACAGGUUGAAUAUAAAGAUUUUCCAAAAAACAAUAAAAAUGAGUAUGUGUCGCUGAUUAACUGUUCAUCCCAACCUCCCCUGAUUAGUCAUGGAAUUGGAAAAGAUGUUGAAUCCUGUCAUGAUAUGGCUGCACUUAAUAUCUUAAAACUGUUGUCUGAGCUGGACCAACAAAAUGUAGAAAUACCAAGAACAGGAAAUGGACCAAUUGCUGUAUGUGUGAAACAAGAGAUUGAUGGUGAUUCUCAUAUCAAACCGGCUAACUCAAACACUUUAGGACAAACACUGGAGGUCACUGACUGAAAGCCUUUUAUUGACCCAAAGCGCCAAGCACCAGAGAAAAUCGGAUGCUUCCUGUUCUGUGACUUGUAACUUAUGUUUUGGAGAACUACAGUUUGAAUUUUGCUGUAGUAUCUAAAUCAUUAAGUUGCUUAACUUUUUAAAAUAGUAAUGCAUUUCAACAUUAAUUCAUUUUUUUGAUGAAGGAAAUUUGUUCCUAAUGUUUCAUUGGAACCCUGUUAACACCAAUAUCCAGCAGCAAAAAGUUAGAAUUUCUGUUGAUGACUCUCCAAUAGUACAUUACAUGAUGAUUGAAAAAUUGCUUAACAAAAUCAGGGUCAUAUCCAACGUAUGUAGUUCGUGAUUUGGUACCUGUUUGAAUUGGCCAUUAACAACAUAAACCAUCUUGGUUUAAACAAAACUUGGUGCUAGUUUAAAAAGUAGCGUGCCUGCAUUUUCAUAAUUAUAUAUCCAAAAGAAGAAAGUUGAAACUCUAAAUUUAAUUCAGUUUGAAUAAGUUAUAAAGACUGCCUCUUUGUUCACCCUUGAAAGAUGGUAUCUAGUAGAAUGUUUGGUCUUCUAGAUUAAGUUUGUAUUUUUAAUCUUUUUUAAUUUGGUAAUUCUGAACGACUUUGAUUUUUGUUUUUAUAUUAAACUUUGUUUAUAUUAAAAGUAAUUUUCAACAGUGUACAAGAAUUACAUUGUUGGAUAUGAUCUGUUACCUAGCUUAUACCAGAAAUUGCAGAUUACUGUAAAUCUUGGUGUAGGGUAAAAUGUAAGAUGUUGUGUUGUACUUUAUUAAUGCUUUGAUGUAAUGUUCCAUGUGAUGUACACAAAGUGUGUACAGUAAACAUUUUGCUUAUUGUCCAAGUAAAGCACGAAUCCCUUGCCAAGUCAAAACUUUGUUACUUUACUUUUGGACUUUUUUUUUCCUUCCCAUGUACUGUACCUAUGGAAUGGAGAAGUAAAAAUUGGUGUUUGUGCAAAA
Messenger RNA from Hemiscyllium ocellatum (epaulette shark), 3307 nucleotides. It is a transcript of the gene stau1, whose product is annotated as staufen double-stranded RNA binding protein 1. Bases 247 to 2343 code for a protein of 698 amino acids. Lineage: Eukaryota; Metazoa; Chordata; Chondrichthyes; Orectolobiformes; Hemiscylliidae. The transcript is spliced from 15 exons. The record is from RefSeq and is a predicted model, not a curated record.